Messenger RNA from Funneliformis caledonium, 465 nucleotides. Lineage: Eukaryota; Fungi; Glomeromycota; Glomeromycetes; Glomerales; Glomeraceae. The record is from the annotation of a GenBank genome assembly.
AUGUUGUUGGAAUUAUUGGCUGACCAACUUACUGAAGAACAAAUUGCCGAAUUCAAGGAAGCCUUCUCUCUAUUUGAUAAGGAUAAUGAUGGUACUAUUACCACUAAAGAACUCGGUACGGUAAUGAGGUCUCUUGGUCAAAAUCCAACUGAAGCAGAGUUGCAGGAUAUGAUCAACGAAGUUGAUGCCGAUGGUAAUGGUACAAUUGACUUUCCUGAAUUUUUGACCAUGAUGGCUCGCAAGAUGAAAGAUCACGAUUCUGAAGAAGAGAUUAAAGAGGCCUUCAAAGUAUUCGAUAAAGAUGGUAACGGUUUCAUUUCCGCCGCUGAAUUAAGACAUGUUAUGACAAACCUCGGUGAGAAACUUACUGACGAAGAAGUUGACGAAAUGAUUCGUGAAGCUGAUGUUGACGGUGACGGUCAAAUUAAUUAUGAAGAAUUCGUCAAGAUGAUGAUGACCAAGUAG